UCACCUUUGAAUGUUACUUUUAUGAAGGUCAUAUUUACUUGUUAGUGUUGAAUUUUUUUGCUUUAAAGUGUUGAUUACGAUAUGGCGAGUCAACGGAAAUUUGUUGUCGGAGGCAACUGGAAAAUGAAUGGCGAUAAACAAUCUAUUGAUGGCAUCAUAGCUUUUCUUAAUAAGGGACCACUAAAUGACGACACUGAUAUAAUUGUUGCUCCACCAGCUGUGUACUUGGACUACGUCCGGAAAGGAUUGAGCCCCAAGGUUGCAGUAUCUGCUCAGAAUUGUUACAAGGAGCUCAAAGGCGCCUUUACUGGUGACAUUAGUGUCACUAUGAUCAAAGAUGUAGGUGCAACUUGGGUUAUCAUUGGCCAUUCUGAAAGACGCCAUGUUUUUGGUGAAAGUGAUGAGUUGAUCGGGGACAAGGUGAAGACUGCGCUGGACAAUGGUUUGAGUGUGAUGGCAUGUGUAGGGGAGAAGCUGGAAGAGAGAGAAGCAGGAAAGACGAACGAAGUCGUCUUCCGACAAAUUAAAGCUGUAGCAGACAAAAUAUCAGACUGGAGUCAUGUGGUUAUCGCGUACGAGCCAGUGUGGGCUAUUGGCACGGGUAAGACAGCAUCACCAGAACAAGCCCAGGAGGUCCACAAGCACCUCAGAGAGUGGCUGUCGAAAAACGUGUCGCCCACUAUCGCACAGGCCACCAGAAUACAAUACGGAGGUUCAGUAACAGCAGCCAAUUGCAAGGAGCUUGCCAAGAAGCCCGACAUUGAUGGUUUUCUUGUGGGAGGUGCAUCUCUAAAACCCGACUUUAUUCAGAUCAUCAAUGCUAGAAAAUAAACCAUUUCCAUUUUACUGGAAUGUUAUAGUGCUUACUCGUUAAUGUCAAAGGUGACUUUUCUUUACCCUGAAUGGAAGAGUUUUUGCUUGUAACAUUUUUCUAGUGGAAAUUCUAGAAAUAUGAACCUGCUUGGUCAAUGAAGCUUAAUUAAGGGUGGAUCCAGAAUUGCAUACCAGAGGUGGGGAGUGAAAUCACGUUCAGUAUAGUCAUUAGUAAUGCCCUAAGUAAAAAGAAUAAAUGCUAGUGAAGACUUACAGCAAUGAUUUUGUGUAAAGAACAUCCACACAUCAAAGAUAGAAUAAACAUUUAUUAACAAUAUCAGUAACAACAUGUGCUUGUUAAUAGUAUUGUGUAAAGUUUGUUAUCGGUUACAAUGAUUUGGAGAAAUUAUAUAUACAUUUAUAGGCUUGUAUUUUUGGUCAUUUUUAUCUGACCCGUGUAAAGUAAAAAAAAAUCGUGUGUAUUUUGCACACAGUAUGUUUGUCCUCGGGUGGUUUAGUCUCAAUGGUUGGAACAAAGGUAGAUAACUCUCACAGCCUUGGAUAAAGAUAAGCAUGGGCUGGUAGGAAAGAGCACCCAAAUGGGCUGGUAGAAAGAUGCAUCUUCCCUCAUAAGCUGACGUGAUAUGAUAAAGUCAAUAACUGUUUCAUUUUUAUCUUUACAAUGUUUAAUUCUUAAAGAUUGAUGCAACAUUUUAUAACAAUAAAGUAUUUGUUUGUUUUGAGGGGUGUUUUUGUUUAGCUGUUGUGGGGGUUUUUUAGUUUUAUUUGUAUGUAUUUCUUUUGUACAAAUACAUAUUUAAAAACAUGAUUGUUUGAUCCCAAUAUAAUAAUCGAAAAUAAAUGUUUAAAACAAA
Messenger RNA from Gigantopelta aegis, 1688 nucleotides. RefSeq names its product triosephosphate isomerase-like. The transcript is spliced from 6 exons. The coding region runs from base 82 to 831 and encodes 249 amino acids. Gene Ontology annotation, biological process: glyceraldehyde-3-phosphate biosynthetic process; glycerol catabolic process; gluconeogenesis. Gene Ontology annotation, cellular component: cytosol. The record is from RefSeq and is a predicted model, not a curated record. Lineage: Eukaryota; Metazoa; Mollusca; Gastropoda; Neomphalida; Peltospiridae. Gene Ontology annotation, molecular function: triose-phosphate isomerase activity.